AUGAGCCCUCACAAAGAACCCGCGCAGGAUGACUACUCCUUCAGCUUUGACAAUCGCGUUGGCGGUACGCCAAUUACAACAGAAGACGACGGGCCGUAUUCAGUCUCAGAGCAUUUGCUCUGGGCACCCCGAAAAAUGAGAGUCGCCUCGAUUGGCGCAGGUGCCUCGGGGAUCAUGAUGUGCCACAAGAAAGAAAAGGAUUUUGGCGAGUCCAUCGACUUGGUCGUCUACGAGCGAUACCCCAAGUGUGGUGGCGUAUGGCACGCCAACAAGUAUCCCGGUUGCCGGUGCGAUGUGCCCUCGGCGGCAUACCAGUUCUCUUUCGCCCCAAAGCCCGACUGGUCGCGAUACUACUCACCCGCUGCCGAGAUCCAAGCCUACUACGAGGGCUUUGCUCGCGACCGCGGUUACCUGGAUCGUUAUAUCAAACUCUCCCAUGAGGUGAACGGGGCCACAUGGGAUGAGGCGACAAGUCAAUGGGUGCUCCAGAUAACCCACACAACCGAGGCAGGCGAGGAGCGAAUCUUUGAGGAUCGUGUCGACUUCCUUGUCGCCAACAUUGGUGUCCUGAAUACUUGGAAGUGGCCCGAUAUCCCUAACAGAGAGGCAUUUGGCGGGCGUAUAACCCAUUCUGCCGACUAUGACACUAGCUUGGACCUCACUGGCAAGACAGUCAUAGUCAUUGGAUCUGGCGCCUCGUCGAUCCAGAUUAUCCCUGCCAUACAGAAAAUUGCAAAGAAAGUCAUCUCAUUCUACCGUACGCCUCAGUGGAUCAGCUCUGGCCUUCCCCUAGAAGGCUACACCGAUGAGCAAGGUCGCAACUUUGACUACACUGAAGAGCAAAAGAAACAGUUUGCUGAUGACCCGGCAUUCUAUUUGAGCCAGCGGAAGGCAAUCGAGUCCAAGAUAAACGCAAGCUUCCGCGCCAACAUUGCAGACCAUCCAUUUCAGAAGCUCACUCGAGAGGCCGUUUCUAAGCAGAUGGCCGUAGCCCUGAAUCACAACGAGACACUCGUGAAGCGCCUCGUUCCCUCAUUCCCAGUUGGCUGUCGUCGUCUGGGACCUGCGGAGGGCUUCCUGGAAGCAUUUCUGAAGGACAACGUCGAGCUAGCCAACGGCGAGAUCGCUGCCUUUACCAAAAAGGGCUUGCAAACAGAUGACGGCGCCGAGUAUGAGGCGGAUGUCAUCAUCUGCGCAACGGGCUUCGACGUCAACUUUCGACCUUACUUUCCCAUCAUCGGACGCAAUGGGCUUGCGCUCAACGAUGCAUGGAAGGACGAUCCGGCGGCAUAUCUUGCCGUGGCCGCCAGCGGGUUUCCCAAUUUCAUGAUCGGUUCGCUUGGGCCUAAUUGUCCUGCCGGGCAUGGGUCUUUUGUCACAGUGCUGGAAGCCGCACAAAAUUACAUUUGCAAGGUUAUACGAAAGAUGCAGACUGAAAAUAUCCGGUCGAUGGACGUGAAACCGGAGGCGGUGGCUGAGUACAAUGAGCAUGUUCAUGAAUGGCUUAAGAGAAGGUGA
Molecule: messenger RNA, 1518 nt
Organism: Ilyonectria robusta
Lineage: Eukaryota; Fungi; Ascomycota; Sordariomycetes; Hypocreales; Nectriaceae
Exons: 5
Coding region: 1-1518 (505 amino acids)
Molecular function (GO): NADP binding; flavin adenine dinucleotide binding; N,N-dimethylaniline monooxygenase activity
Source: RefSeq, a predicted model, not a curated record